AAAUUGAGUCUACAAAUAAGAUAAUUAAAAAGGGUCGUCCCAUUUAUUGCCACGUUCGAAAAACAUCCAAAAUGAUUUCAGACGAUAGCGAUGCCCUUUUGGCACGCAAUGGGCAACCGUUUCGUGAGGACAUUCAAAUCUCUAGAGAUCAGUUACCUAACAGUGCAGUUUCUAAUGAACCGAAAAAAUUGCCGCAGUAUAUUUCUGCUAUUUCUGCAACACUCUCGGCCUUUGCUGCAGGGGCUGUAUUGGGUUGGACAUGUCCCAUAAUGGAGGAUCUCAAACAAGGUCAUUUUCGAGGCAUCUCCGUAAACAGCGACGAAAUGGGUUGGAUCGGAUCGUUUGCUACACUGGGCGCACUUACUAUGUGCAUUCCAACCGGUUUCAUUUGCGACUUGAUUGGAAGAAAACGCACACUUUUGCUUCUUGUCGCACCGUUUGUCGGCGGAUGGUUGCUUAUUGUGUUUGCUAAGAAUAUUCUUAUGAUUUAUUUUGGCAGGCUGUUUACUGGCAUGGCAGUAGGAGCUACAUGUGUGGCUGCCCCUUUAUACACAGGGGAAAUUGCUCAUAAAAAACUGAGGGGUACUUUGGGCAGUUAUUUUCAGUUGAUGGUUACUUUGGGAAUUCUUUAUGCUUAUGUACUUGGCAAAUAUUUGAGUGUGUAUCGUUUUACAAUUGUCUGUUCCGCAUUGCCUGUAUUCUUUUUGAUUUCGUUCGUUUUCCAGCCCGAGUCUCCAGUGUUUUUACUUAAACGGGGAUGUUUUGAAGAUGCAAAAGUAUCGUUGACGAAAUUACGUGGGGCAUCGUAUAAUGUUGACGAAGAAUUACUAGAAAUUGAGGAAUGCCUAAAAGAGGUAACUCACACAACUGUUUCCAUAAAACAAAUCCUGAGAAAGAGGUCCACCAUAAAAGCGAUGAUAAUCCUCUUCUCCCUUAUGCUGUUCCAGCAGUUCAGUGGAAUCAAUACAAUCGUUUUGUACACCAGUAACAUUUUCCAAAAGUCCGGUGUUCAACUGGACGCAAACGUAGCAGCAAUUAUUGUGGGUGCGUUUCAGGCGUUUGCCACUUUUGUUGCUUCUCUCUCUAUUGAAAAGUUAGGACGACGAUUUUUGUUGAUUCUAUCGGCGUCCAUUUUAGCACUAUCAACUUGCACUUUAGCCCUGUUCUUCACUUUAAGGGAUAGAUCUCAUAUAGAUCUAGUGACUCUCUUACAUUAUAUUGGUUUCUUGCCUGUAGCAUCCGUUUGCAUGUUUGUCACUGUAUUUUCUUUAGGAUUGGGUCCUAUUCCUUGGAUGAUAUCAUCAGAAAUUUUGGCUCCAGAAAUCAAGAGCGUUAUCAGUUCUGUGGCUGCUACAUUUAAUUGGUUUUUAGCAUUCAUUGUCACGAAGUUCUUUUUGCAAGUUAACGAGGCAGUAGGAGAAGACGUUACGUUUUAUUUCUUCGCGUUUAUGUCUUUGGUCGGUACCGUCUUUAUAUAUUUGGUGGUGCCGGAAACGAAAGGAAAAAGUCUUAGGGACAUACAGUUUAUGUUAGAGAAUUAAUAAUACUCUUAAUUAAUUUGCAUAAGAUAAAUAAACUAGGUGUUAUCCUAUAUAUUUUAUAUGUAUAAAAAUUAUUGUAGAAAUGUGUAUUGUUAUUUAAGUGAUAGUUUAGGCAAAUUUUAAAUAUUAAUAUAUUUAAGAUUAAUUAAUAUCAUCACUGAUUAUCUGAUUUAUGUGAUAUAAUUUCUCUAGUCGUCACAGCUGCACUUAAAUGUACACUUUAAAGACGUCUAUUUAUUGAUUUUCGUUUUUCUAUUGUUAUCUUUAUUUCUGUAUUAUUCAAUAUUGUGAUUAGAUAUGACUUUUAUACCAAUGUUCCUUACUAUACAUAUUCGUAAAAUAAAAUUUAAAAAAAUUUGUAGAUUAUUACUUCUUUUAUAUAGUUGAGCUUUUCCUGAAAAGGAUUAGAUGAAAAUUUAUUUAACUUAAAAUUACCAAAAAUAAUUUUAUUUUCUUAUUACAUAUAGUUAUAUAAAAUAUACAUAAAUAUUUUUACAUAUAUAAUUUUAAUACAAAUUGUUCAUUCACGUAGCUUUCACAUUUCCUCAAAUUUCGACGCAAUCUUUAAACUGGUUAGAUUUAAUAUACAAUAUUAAGAAGGUACAAACAGUUAAAAUCACCUACUUAUCACAUAGACACAAACAAAGAUAACAUUUGAGAUACACUUAAAAAUUACAUUGAUAUGUUCUUAAUUGUCUCCACGUUUUACCCGCAUAACUUAAAUAUACUUUAAUUAGCACUUUCA
This is a messenger RNA of Aethina tumida (small hive beetle), 2286 nucleotides long. Its product is annotated as facilitated trehalose transporter Tret1. Gene Ontology annotation, cellular component: membrane. Gene Ontology annotation, molecular function: sugar transmembrane transporter activity. NCBI's taxonomy places the organism in Eukaryota, Metazoa, Arthropoda, Insecta, Coleoptera, Nitidulidae. Bases 72 to 1541 code for a protein of 489 amino acids. The record is from RefSeq and is a predicted model, not a curated record. The transcript is spliced from 3 exons. Gene Ontology annotation, biological process: carbohydrate transport; transmembrane transport.